UUCCCGGGCUGCCAGCUCUUCCUCUGCCUCCGAAACCUUCUUCUGCAUCUGUUAAUUGCAGGUGCCGCCGUCUCGAGCCUUAAACACUGCCUGCAGAACCGCGCAGCCAUGGUUCUCGCCAGUGUGGGCAAGAUGGUUGGACUGCAGAAAAAGACGGCGAACAUCAGGAACAUCUGUAUCCUGGCCCACGUGGAUCAUGGUAAAACAACUCUAGCUGAUUGCCUGAUAUCUAGCAAUGGAAUUAUUUCUAGCCGCUUGGCAGGAAAGCUGAGAUAUCUAGACAGUAGAGCAGAUGAGCAGAUCCGAGGAAUUACUAUGAAAUCUAGUGCUAUUUCACUGCAUUUUGAGAAAGGUGAUCAGCAGUAUCUGAUUAAUCUAAUAGACUCCCCCGGUCAUGUGGAUUUCUCUUCAGAAGUAUCUACUGCUGUCCGACUCUGUGAUGGCUGUAUCAUAGUGGUGGAUGCUGUUGAAGGAGUCUGUCCACAGACUCAAGCAGUUCUGCGACAAGCAUGGCUAGAAAAUAUCCGUCCAGUCUUGGUGAUUAAUAAAAUUGAUCGCUUGAUAGUGGAAUUGAAAUUCAGUCCCCAGGAAGCAUAUUCUCACCUUAAGAAUAUAUUGGAACAGGUUAAUGCUGUCACUGGAGCACUAUUUACUUCUAAAGUUUUGGAAGAAAGAGCUGAAAAAGAAACAGAAACUCAAAUCAUUUCAGAUUCUGUACCUGGAGACCAAGUUUAUGACUGGAGCGCUGGCUUAGAAGACACUGAUGAUUCACAUCUUUACUUCUCGCCAGACCAGGGGAAUGUGGUUUUUGCCAGUGCAAUAGAUGGCUGGGGUUUUGGCAUUGAACCUUUUGCGAAACUGUAUAGUCAAAAGAUUGGAAUCAAGCCUGCAGUACUUUUGAAGACCUUAUGGGGAGAUUAUUAUCUUAAUACAAAGGCAAAGAAGAUAAUGAAAGGUGACCAGUCAAAAGGAAAAAAACCUCUGUUUGUGCAAUUAGUUCUGGACAAUAUAUGGAGUCUAUAUGAAGCUGUUAUGAAAAGAGACAAAGAUAAAAUUGAUAAAAUAGUCACCUCCUUGGAACUGAAAAUUGGAGCCCGUGAAGCACGUCAUUCAGAUCCUAGAGUUCACCUCAAUGCUAUUUGCAGUCAGUGGCUACCCAUAUCUGAGGCUGUCCUCUCUAUGGUGUGUAAUAAACUUCCUAGUCCUCUUGAUAUUACUGCUGAGAGAGUGGAAAAAUUGAUGUGUGUUGGAGCUAGAACAUUUGAUUCCUUACCACCAGAAACGCAAGAUCUGAAAAAUGCAUUUAUGAAGUGCAGCAGUGAAAGGACAGCCCCGGUCAUUGUCUUUGUUUCCAAAAUGUUUGCAGUUGAUUCUAAGGCACUACCACACAACAAACCAAGGCCUUUAACACAGGAAGAAAUUGCUCAAAGGCGGGAGCUUGCAAGACAAAGGCAUGCAGAAAAAUUGGCAGCUAUUCAAAGCCAAGAGCUACCAGAAAAGGCCCUUUGUGGAAAUGCACCUGAAACAACUGGGAAGACGGGUGAGACAAAAGGUGAUGAGCAGCAGCUCACCAGUCAAAUAGAGGUUAUGACCCUCAAAACUGUGAAACAGGAAGCAGACAACAAGGAGUCUUUCAUUGCCUUUGCUAGAGUGUUCAGUGGUGUGGUGCGAAAAGGGCAAAAGAUCUUUGUACUGGGACCAAAAUAUGAUCCUUCUGAAUCUUUGCACAAGUUACCAUUGGGGUGUUCUGCUGCAGAUGAUCUACCAUCAGUACCUUACAUGGCCUGUUGCAUAUUAGAAAACCUCUAUUUGCUGAUGGGAAGAGAACUGGAGGAUCUAGAAGAAGUGCCUUCAGGCAAUGUUCUAGGAAUAGGAGGCUUGCAUGAAUUUGUGCUGAAGUCAGCAACAUUAUCUACAUCGCCAGCUUGCCCUCCAUUUACACCUCUCAAUUUUGAAGCUACACCAAUUGUCCGUGUUGCUAUUGAACCAAAACACCCAAGUGAGAUGCCUCAGUUGGUCAGAGGAAUGAAGCUUUUAAACCAAGCUGAUCCUUGUGUUCAAGUUUUAAUCCAGGAGACAGGAGAGCAUGUGCUAGUGACAGCAGGAGAAGUCCAUCUUCAGCGCUGCUUGGAUGACCUGAAAGAAAGGUUUGCAGCAAUUCAAAUUAGUGUGUCAGAACCAAUUAUCCCAUUUAGGGAGACUAUAACAAGACCUCCAAAAGUUGACAUGGUGAAUGAAGAAAUAGGAAAGCAGCAGAAAGUUGCAGUGAUACACCAAACUAAAGAAGACCAAAAUAAAAUCCCUGAAGGAGUUCAGGUGGAUUCUGAUGGACUCAUAACAAUUUCUACACCAAAUAAAUAUGCAACUCUCAGUGUAAGAGCCAUGCCACUUCCAGAAGAGGCAACUCGGCUCCUUGAAGAAAAUAGUGACUUAAUUCGUACUAUGGACCAGUUCAAUGCAUCUUUGAAUGAGGAUAAAAAAACCCAUGAGAUAAAUCAAAAGACCCUUGACAGGAUACAAGAAUUUAAACAAAAAAUGGAGCAAAAUCUUCAAGGAAGAAAGUGGAGAAAUGCUGUUGAUCAGAUUUGGUCAUUUGGUCCACGAAAGUGUGGGCCUAAUAUUUUGUUGCACAGGUUUGAAGGCUACAAAAAAUCUGUAUGGCAGUGUCUUGAUAAGACUACUAAGGAGGUUAGUAAAUAUCGAGAUUUUGACAACAGCAUAGUAAGUGGGUUUCAGUUGGCUACACUUUCAGGUCCUAUGUGUGAAGAACCUCUCAUGGGUGUCUGUUUUAUAGUGGAAAAAUGGGACAUCAGUAAAGUUGAAGAGAUAAUGUCAACUAAAAGGCAACAGUCAGAGGAGCGUGAUGCUACAGAAUGGAAACAGGAUGAAGAUGAAGCCACCUGUCUUUCAAGAAGUCAUAUCACUGAAUGCUCCAGUGAAGAUAAAGAAUUUGAAGAUAGUAGUCAAGGUAGUCCAAAAUCAUCUGAGAAAGCAAGUAAACGCAAAGGGGAAGCUUUGCUUGCAGAUUGCUAUGGACCUUUCUCUGGACAACUGAUUGCCACCAUGAAAGAGGCUUGCCGUUAUGCAUUGCAAGCAAAACCACAGAGACUUAUGGCCGCCAUGUAUACAUGUGAAAUCAUGGCCACUGCAGAAGUACUGGGUCGUGUAUAUGCUGUCUUGUCCAAAAGAGAAGGCAGAGUGUUACAAGAAGAGAUGAAAGAGGGGACGGAUGUGUUUAUUAUUAAGGCGGUGCUGCCAGUAGCAGAAAGCUUUGGUUUUGCUGAUGAAAUCAGGAAGAGAACGAGUGGCCUGGCGAGUCCACAGCUGGUCUUCAGCCAUUGGGAGAUCAUUCCAAGUGAUCCGUUCUGGGUUCCAACCACGGAGGAGGAAUAUUUGCACUUUGGGGAGAAGGCAGAUUCUGAGAACCAGGCCCGCAAGUACAUGAAUGCAGUGAGAAAGCGGAAGGGACUUUAUGUAGAUGAGAAAAUUGUGGAGCAUGCUGAGAAGCAAAGAACUCUCAGUAGAAAUAAGUAACUGCCUCUGCUUUCGGUCCUACAAUAACCCAGCAAAGUGUGGGUGGAUGAUUUUCUAUAGAGCAGAUUAUAAAUGUCACCUUGGACUUGCCCUUUUACACAAGUAUUCUUACAUGCUGUAAUUUGUCUGUGGCUUCAGUUUUAAUAAACUUGAGCCUUUCCAACCUUUUA
Gavialis gangeticus (Gharial) is the source of this 3704-nucleotide messenger RNA. RefSeq names its product elongation factor like GTPase 1 (gene EFL1). The record is from RefSeq and is a predicted model, not a curated record. The coding region runs from base 109 to 3534 and encodes 1141 amino acids. NCBI's taxonomy places the organism in Eukaryota, Metazoa, Chordata, Crocodylia, Gavialidae. Gene Ontology annotation, cellular component: ribonucleoprotein complex; cytosol. The transcript is spliced from 19 exons. Gene Ontology annotation, biological process: cytosolic ribosome assembly. Gene Ontology annotation, molecular function: GTP binding; ribosome binding; GTPase activity.